AUGAAGAGCAAAACCCGCGGCGUUUUGGUGGCUGUGUUGACGGUCCGUGACAUCGAUUUGAGGGAUGCCCCUGCAGCUUUGCAACGAGCCGUCGGCAAGCGGCAUCCGGCUGGUGCAAUGCUCUUCGUGGACAUGGAAGGUGACUCAGAGAUUGGAGAGCAGCGGCAAUCGGAUGUGGCGAAGCUGAAGGUUCUGACAAUGCUGAUGGGCACACCUGUAAAUGUGGGGACAAGAUCCCCGUUGGAGAAGAAGGACUUGCAGGAGUUCGAGGUUCUGCAAGAUCUUAUACUGCGAUGUCUAGCAGCUGCAGAUGGCAUCUUGCAGCGUGCUGGGUUCAAACGCAUCUGCUCUCGUCAAGACAUGGUCACCCCGCACGCUGUCAUUCAUUCCGAAAGAGAGUCGCGACCUGGUGCCAUUGUUGAGAGGUUUGCAGCUCAAGGACGGAGACGUGUCGACAAUACCAGUUGA
Messenger RNA from Symbiodinium sp. CCMP2592, 468 nucleotides. The record is from the annotation of a GenBank genome assembly. Lineage: Eukaryota; Dinophyceae; Suessiales; Symbiodiniaceae.